Molecule: messenger RNA, 728 nt
Organism: Drosophila navojoa
Lineage: Eukaryota; Metazoa; Arthropoda; Insecta; Diptera; Drosophilidae
Gene: or
Product: AP-3 complex subunit sigma-2 or
Biological process (GO): Golgi to vacuole transport; intracellular protein transport
Cellular component (GO): AP-3 adaptor complex; membrane coat
Source: RefSeq, a predicted model, not a curated record
AAUAAUAAACAUCAAUAUUAACAUAUGUUAACAUAAAAUUUUACGAAUCUCUAAUUUGUGAUUAUUACCCAAAUAAAAAAUGAUAAAAGCUAUACUUGUAUUUAACAAUCAUGGGAAACCUCGUCUGUCAAAGUUCUAUCAAUAUUUUGAUGAAAAUCUGCAACAACAAAUCAUUAAAGAGACGUUUCAGCUAGUGUCAAAGCGCGAUGAUAACGUUUGCAAUUUUUUGGAAGGCGGCAGCUUAAUUGGCGGCUCCGAUUACAAGCUGAUAUACCGACACUAUGCCACACUCUACUUUGUCUUCUGUGUUGAUUCCUCAGAGAGUGAGCUGGGUAUAUUGGAUUUGAUACAGGUGUUUGUCGAGACUCUGGAUAAGUGUUUUGAAAAUGUGUGCGAAUUGGAUUUGAUAUUUCACGCUGAUGCCGUUCAUCAUAUUCUGUCGGAGCUCGUUAUGGGCGGAAUGGUUCUGCAAACAAAUAUGAAUGACAUAAUCACGAGGAUUGAAGAUCAAAAUAAGUUGAUCAAACAGGAAUCGGGAAUCUCAGCGGCGCCAGCGCGUGCGGUUAGCGUUGUCAAAAGCAUGAACAUUCCACAGCAAAUCAAGGACAUUAAACUGCCAGACCUUCCACAAGCCAUAAAGGACUUGAAAUUUUGAUUCGAGGUGUGCUGCUACAAAUGUUAUUAUUAAAUUAGUGAUUUAAGUACUAAUAGAUGAAAUCUGAAUUUAA